GACGUCACUACUGAGCGACAGGCGCGUUCCGUUGGCGGCGGAUUUGAAAGUUCUGACCCGGGUUUCUCUGCCUGAAGAAGCGUAAGAGGGACCGGAUUGUUAUCGCUGGCCCAGUGUCCCCGGAGUUUGUGUGCGAUACAGAGAGCACCUCGGAAGCUGAGGCAGCUGGUACUUGACGGAGAGGAUGGCGCUGUCGACCAUAGUCUCCCAGAAGAAGCAGAUAAAGCGGAAGGCUCCCCGUGGCUUUCUAAAGCGAGUCUUCAAGCGACGGAAGCCUCAACUUCGUCUGGAGAAAAGUGGUGACUUACUGGUGAGAUUCCAUCCCUUCUCUGGCUGGGAAUGGGGCACGGGAGAGGUCCAUCUGAACUGCUUACUGUUUGUUCAUCGAUUAGCAGAAGAGUCCAGGACAAACGCUUGUGAGAGUAAGUGUAGAGUCAUUAACAAGGAGCAUGUACUGGCUGCAGCAAAGGUAAUUCUAAAGAAGAGCAGAGGUUAGAAGUCAAAGAACAUAUUCUUGAAAGUUAUUAUGAUGCCUUCUUUUGGGUGGUAACAGAUCAUAAAGACUUUUUUACACAUCAAUUAAUUUGGGAUUAUUAAAUAUUGGCUAUAAGUGA
Messenger RNA from Chlorocebus sabaeus (green monkey), 614 nucleotides. RefSeq names its product centromere protein W (gene CENPW). The record is from RefSeq and is a predicted model, not a curated record. Gene Ontology annotation, cellular component: kinetochore; nucleoplasm. Gene Ontology annotation, biological process: mitotic cell cycle; kinetochore assembly; chromosome segregation. Lineage: Eukaryota; Metazoa; Chordata; Mammalia; Primates; Cercopithecidae. Gene Ontology annotation, molecular function: protein heterodimerization activity; DNA binding.